GAUUCAAAUAACGGAUAUGACGUAAUGAACAACCCGCUUCGCUGUCAACUGUCCGCCUGAAGUCCAUGUAUGUGUGGCUGCGUAUGUCGCUUCAUCCCCUUUGCUAGUUUGCUUCAUUUCCCUCCACUGCUCACAUUCAGCCCCGGCAGCAGAAUGGCCGCGGCAGCCCCCAACCCGGAGGACUCCGCCAGGAGCAGCAGCGGGGGAAGCAGCGGUACUCCCAGCGCGCUAGCUGGAGACGGAGACGCGGAAGAGGCCGAGGACUUCACGUCCUCCUCCCACUGCUCGGAGCUGUCACGGCGGCAGAACGACCAGAGGAAGCAGGGCUUGUUCUGCGACGUGACGCUGGCAUUCAGCAGCGGAGCAGCCACGGGGAACGUACAGAGCUGUGAGUUCUCAGCCCACAGGUCUGUGCUGGCGGCGGCCACCGACUAUUUUACGCCGCUUCUGGGUGGACAGUUCUCCGAGUCCCUGUCCGGACGGGUGGAGAUGAAGGAGUGGAGCUCCGAGCUGGGGCCGGACCCCGAAACGGUGGAGAGUGUCAUCCAGUACAUGUACACGGGAGAAAUACGAGUGAGCACCUGCAAUGUGCAUGAAGUCCUGGAACUAGCAGAUAGGUUUCUCCUGGUGCAGCUGAAAGAUUUCUGUGGCGAGUUCCUCAAGAAGAAGCUGAGCCUGACCAAUUGUGUGGCUGUGCACAGUCUGGCCCACAUGUACACGCUGGAUCAGCUGGCCCUACGAGCUGCAGACAUGAUCCGGCGCAACUUCCACAAGGUCAUCCAGGACGAGGAGUUCUACACUCUCCCCUUUCACCUGGUCCGCGACUGGCUCUCGGAUGCGGAGAUCACGGUGGAUUCAGAGGAGAUGCUGUAUGAGGCGGUGGUAAAGUGGGUGCAGAAAAACCCGGAGGAGCGAACCCGCUAUUUUGAAGAACUGUUUCGUCUCCUCAGGCUGCCCCAGAUCAAACCCACCUACCUGACCAGAGUGGUAAAAACUGAACGCCUGGUGGCCGCCAAUGAAGCUUGCCUCCAGUUGGUGUCUGCAGCUGUAGAGGGCCACGCUAUUCGCUUUGAGAACCUCAAGUCAGCAGAUCUGGAGUUCUGGUCUUCCCACAUGGCGUCCUUUCAGCCUCGCUUCGGCCAAAACAUGGACGUCAUCAUGGUAGUUGGUGGAGUGUCAGAGGGAGGAGACUAUCUGAGCGAGUGUGUGGGCUACUUCAUCUAUGAGGAUCGUUGGGUGAACCUGCCUCACAUUCACAACCACCUAGAUGGUCAUGCCAUUGCCACCACAGAGUCACAUGUCUAUGUCGCUGGUUCCAUGGAACCAGGCUUUGCCAAGACUGUGGAGCGUUACAACCCAAAUCGCAACACUUGGGAGCAAGUUAGCAACCUGACAACACGCAAGCACUCUUUUGGCUUGACCUGCAUUAAGGACAUUUUAUACAGCAUUGGUGGACACGGUAACUUCAGUCCAGGUUUCAAAGACGUUAGCGUGUACGAGCCGGAGCAGGACAAGUGGCACAAUCUGGAAUCUGCCCCCAAAAUCCUGCGAGAUGUGAAGGCCAUAAGCGUGGAGGAUCGCUACGUGUACGUGACCGCGCGCACACCCGUGGAUACGGAUAAUGAGGACGGAUUGAAGACUGUGACCACUCGGUAUGACACCGAGAGCCGCCAGUGGCAGGAUGUAGACUCUUUGCCACUUAUUGACAACUACUGCAUUUUCCAGAUGGCCGUCGCUUCAACUAAUUUCUACCACACAGCUUCCUGUUGUCCCAAGAGCUACUCUGUGCGGGAUGAGGUGGCCAGGCAGAAGAUCAGUGUGCGGAUCUCUGAUGAGAUCUUGGAGAGCCUGCCACCCGAGGUCACCAGCAUCGAGGGUGCUGCCAUCUGCCACUUCGAUGAAGACGUGUUCAUCAUCGGAGGCUGGAAGAACAGCGACGACGUGGACAAACAGUACCGCAAAGAGGCUUACCGCUACUGUGCCGAAAGGAAGCGCUGGAUGCUGCUGCCGCCGAUGCCUCAGCCUCGCUGUCGAGCCACCGCCUGCCACGUCCGCAUCCCUUAUCGCUUCCUGUACGGCUGCCAGCGGUACCCAAUGCCCCAGAACCUGGCUCGCCAGCGGGACCGCAUGCAGCAGAUGCAGCAGCUUCACCGGCGCACGCUCACUCUGCGUCGGCAGCUCCAGUCGCAGAUAGAAUGCUGAACACAAACUGUUUUUUGCUUCGACCACCAUCCUGACGCCACAUUCGUAUCUAACAAAUCAGAGAUAAACAUGUUGCUCCGAGUCUGGAUUUCAUUCUUUUUUGUGUAACUAAUAUGUGAAAAGCCAUGAAAAGUCUUAACGUGUGUCUGGAAGACUGACUGGUCUGUGUGGAGCAUUAAGGCAGAUGUAAACAUGGGAAUAAGAGUGUUACAUAGCAGCUAAAUGUGGAAUAUUCUCAUUGACUCUGUCGUUAUAGAUGCUGCUUAACUAAUUGUACAUAAAUAGUAUAAAGCUGUAUAUGUGUAUCUAUAUUGAUAUCCUACAUUCCUUUAUUGUUUGCCUCUCUGGAAGAAAAUGUGAUCUUCACUUAUGACAUUCUUAUUAAUGUCUCAUCAUUCCAUAGUAACACUGUGACAAUCUCCUCAUGCCUAAGAGAAGUCUUACUUGCCUAAAUCGUAUUAGGACUAGAAGAAAAGCUUAUGCUGUAGUAUUUUAAGGCUUCCCUGUAAUGUCAACAAUCAUUCCGUGUCUGCCUUUGCAGCCGUACAGUAAGCAUUCAUUCAUUUCAGUCUUCAUCUAAUGCCUGUGUUGGUUCUUUAGGUUUCUAGAGUGGUGAACUGUAGGAUCUCAAAAAGUAGCAAGAAGAUUUCAAUAAAACCACCUCGUCAUUCCAAUUAAUUCCAGAAUUGUAUCCUGCUGUUUCAUUAACUACAGUAUUCCCUACAAUAGUGUGAUCAUUCCGUUUUUAUGUUCCUGCUCCCUUCUGGGCUACUUAACGUUGCAUUUCCAUGUCUACAUGUGUUAAUGUGUUGGAGUGGAUAUAAAUACUUUGCACACAUUUCUGUUUUUGUUAAUGGCAAAAGCUUCCCUGAAAUAGCACUUUUUGGGAUCUAAUUGUACAGUUUUGAAGAGCAAAGUUGUCGCAGCACUUUGACUUGGCAUAUUUCGUUUGUGUCAUAUCAGACAACGUGAUUGUAUUUCGGAAAAUAUUUUCUUAAAUUGCUUGCGGUUGGUUGAUUCAACCUUUGAGCUGGUGUGAUGUAUCGACAGAGUUGUUUCAUGCAUUAAAUGUCUUCUAAAACCCUGUUUAAUCGCACAUCGCUCUCAGCUGGGUGUAUAUUAGACAUGUCGAUGUUCUUUGUCUCAUUUUGUUCACCAAAGAGACUUGAAGAUUAAGGGAUUGAUCUUAAAAGGCAAAAGAAGAGAGCUUGUGAUAUGAAUGUGUUUUGACUGACAUUCAGGAGUUUAAUAUGUCUGCAGAGCUCAACUACAGAUAUGUGGUUACGGAGCGGAGAAAUGAUAUUCAUUUCGACUUUAUGACCAACAUAAAUAGCACUGCAAAUAUUAACAAAAAUAAGCUAUGUAUUAGCUUUGCAUGUGACAGCCUGACAUUGUGUCUUAAUGCUGGAUGUAAUAAAUGCUAAUGUCAUCACUUGCAAUUAAAGCCGUUUUUGUAAAACUGUG
This is a messenger RNA of Oryzias latipes (Japanese medaka), 3666 nucleotides long. RefSeq names its product kelch-like protein 11. The record is from RefSeq and is a predicted model, not a curated record. Gene Ontology annotation, molecular function: protein binding. NCBI's taxonomy places the organism in Eukaryota, Metazoa, Chordata, Actinopteri, Beloniformes, Adrianichthyidae.